This is a messenger RNA of Penicillium nucicola, 630 nucleotides long. RefSeq names its product glutathione S-transferase GST-6.0. Lineage: Eukaryota; Fungi; Ascomycota; Eurotiomycetes; Eurotiales; Aspergillaceae. Bases 1 to 630 code for a protein of 209 amino acids. The transcript has a single exon. The record is from RefSeq and is a predicted model, not a curated record.
AUGACUGAUAUCAAACUUUUCUACCAUCCAGGCGCAUGCUCCCUGGCUCCACACAUCCUCCUUCAAGAAUCUGGAGUCCAAUUCCACACCCAAAAAGAAACCAUCGGCCAAUUCUCACCAGAACUCUUAGCUCUAAACCCCAAAGCUCGCGUCCCCGUUCUGAAAAUCGACAAUGCCACUAUAACCGAGAAUCUGGCCAUCAUGACCGCCAUCUCCAAUCUGGUCCCCGAGAAACAAUUCCUAGGUGCGCCUGAUACACUAGAAACCGUCCGGGUCGCCGAGUGGAUAGCCUGGCUCUCGGGGACGCUGCAUGGAAAUGCAUUCGGCUUGCUCUUUAGGCCUGCUCGAUUUACGGAUGAUGAAAGCUGUUUUGACUCUCUCAAGCAAAAGGGGCGGGAACUUGUGCGGGAGUGCUUUGAGAGCAUAGAGAAGAAGUUGGUUGGUGUUCAUGCUGUUGGGGAGAGAUUUACGGCGGUCGAUGCUUACCUCCUUGUGUUUUAUCGCUGGGGUGGCGAGGUUGGGUUCGAUAUGAAGAUGUUGUAUCCCAAGUAUGCGGCAUUGGCAACGGAGGUGUUGGCAAGGCCGUCGGCUGUUUCGGCACUUGCUGCGGAAGGGCUGAAAUCUAACUAA